CGUCCUGGUGCGAAACGAGUACUUGAGAUCAAUCCUGGACAGAUCCGUAUCAAACCAGAUGUCGUCCGACUUCCCGGCUGUUUCACCCUUGAGAUCAAGAAUUUACGGGUUAAAGACGAAGCGGAAGCGAUCGGUAACUCGUUUUUCGCCAAGGCCGAGUAUCAAUGGUGGAACGUGAAAGACUUCUCAAAUCUGAAAUGUCAAAACGCUUCAAACAAUGGUUGUGGCGGUUACGGCAAUAAUUGCUAUUAUUGCGACGUAUGCCGUGCUUUGGCUGAGAUCGAUCAAGGUCACGUAGACAUGUCAGAUUCGAUCGCAAGCCAACUGCGAGGAAUCAGAUGCCCGAAACGGCCAGGUCUUUACACAUUCAGAAAGGAGUUCUGCUUCAAUGAUUGGGCCGCUUUCGAUACGGACGGCGACUGUGAGAUGGAUUUCCUGCAAGGAGACAAAGGUGACUACAGAGGUGCCCUGGCCACCUUACAGCAAAGUGGGCUAUUAAUCGCAAAAAUUCGUCUAGCGUUCAACGCUACUGGUUCUGUGGAAAGGAAACGAUUAUUGAAAGAAGCGCAAGAUAGAGGAGACCGUAGCCAACUCGAAGAGCGACGUCGCACUUGGGACGUGAACAAUGGUCAAUUCGACAAAUUCAGUCAGUGGUACAUCGAAUACCGGAAGAAUAUCUGGCAUAAGGACGAUUACCUACCGUGGCUGUUGUACGAGAAUGAAAUCUCGUGUCUCAAAAUAACAUUCGACGUUUGCGAAAAACCGCCACGUCGCAUUAACUACGGAGGACGAGUCAGAUACACCUGUGAAAAU
Ostertagia ostertagi is the source of this 813-nucleotide messenger RNA. Lineage: Eukaryota; Metazoa; Nematoda; Chromadorea; Rhabditida; Trichostrongylidae. The record is from the annotation of a GenBank genome assembly.